AAGAGACCCUAGAUGUAGGGCGGCCUCAGAGGUCCUGUCCUGCUCUCCCCAUGUCCAGGCUUGUGUUGGUUCCAUAGCCCUUGGCUACGAGAAACUAACGUCUAUAUUGGACAGACUCAGUUGUGGGGUCCAGAGGGUCAGCAACCAGUCCUCGGAAUCCAGAGAUUUGACACCAGUCGUCAGGACGGGCACUGUUGGACCUUGUAGGCACAGUGUUUGGCGUGCCAGGGGAACCUGCCCUCUGACUGAGCUUUAGCACAUGCAGGGAAGGGCUAUGUGUUGCAAUUUGGAGCGUGAGGUCUGAGUGCAAUUCUUCCCUUGGCGUUUGAGGUUUAGGUAGCAAUCUGCAUCAUGCUCAAAGCUGUGAUCCUCAUUGGAGGCCCUCAAAAGGGGACUCGCUUCAGGCCUUUGUCUUUUGAGGUGCCCAAACCACUGUUUCCUGUGGCGGGCGUCCCUAUGAUCCAGCACCAUAUAGAAGCCUGUGCCCAGGUCCCUGGGAUGCAGGAGAUUCUGCUCCUUGGCUUCUACCAGCCUGAUGAGGCCCUCACCCAGUUCCUAGAGGCUGCCCAGCAGGAGUUUAACCUUCCAGUCAGGUACCUGCAGGAGUUUGCUCCCCUCGGCACAGGGGGUGGUCUCUACCAUUUUCGGGACCAGAUCCUGGCGGGGGCCCCUGAGGCGUUCUUCGUGCUCAAUGCUGACGUCUGCUCCGACUUCCCCUUGAGUGCUAUGUUGGAAGCUCACAGACGCCAGCGCCACCCUUUCUUACUCCUCGGCACCACCGCUAACAGGACACAAUCCCUCAACUACGGCUGCAUUGUUGAGAACCCGCAGACACAUGAGGUCCUGCACUAUGUGGAGAAACCCAGCACCUUUAUCAGUGACAUCAUCAACUGUGGCAUCUACCUUUUCUCCCCAGAAGCCCUGAAGCCUCUCCGGGAUGUUUUCCAGCGGAAUCAGCAGGAUAGGCAACUAGAGGAAUCUCCAGGCUCAUGGCCAGGGGCAGGGACCAUCCGACUGGAGCAGGAUGUGUUCUCAGCCCUGGCUGGGCAGGGCCAAAUCUACGUGCACCUCACCGAGGGUAUCUGGAGCCAGAUCAAGUCUGCAGGCUCAGCCCUCUACGCCUCCCGUCUCUAUCUGAGCCGAUACCAGAUCACUCACCCAGAACGGCUGGCCAAACACACUCCAGGGGGCCCACGAAUCAGAGGAAAUGUUUACAUCCAUCCAACUGCUAAAGUGGCCCCGUCAGCUGUGCUGGGCCCCAACGUCUCCAUUGGGAAGGGGGUGACUUUGGGCGAGGGUGUACGUCUGCGAGAGAGCAUUGUCCUCCAUGGAGCCACUCUGCAGGAGCACACCUGUGUCCUUCACAGCAUCGUGGGUUGGGGGAGCACUGUGGGGCGCUGGGCCCGCAUAGAGGGGACUCCCAAUGACCCCAACCCCAAUGAUCCCCGAGCUCGCAUGGACAGUGAGAGCCUCUUCAAGGAUGGAAAGCUACUUCCUGCCAUUACUAUCCUGGGCUGCCGUGUCCGGAUUCCUGCCGAGGUGCUCAUCUUGAACUCGAUUGUUCUGCCACACAAGGAGCUAAGUCGAAGCUUCACCAACCAGAUCAUCCUGUGAGGGUGCUACCUAAAGGCCCCCAGGACUCCUGCUCACCUUCCUCGGGGCUGCUGCCUGCCUGGCCAGCUCCGUCCAGAACGGGAUCUGAGGAAACCAGACAGACUCCUCCCUUGCAGGGAGCCACGUGUGUGGCCAGGGACGUCUGGCCUCCCCCUCCACCCCCAAAUAAACCCCUCUGAACCUUG
Molecule: messenger RNA, 1799 nt
Organism: Peromyscus californicus insignis
Lineage: Eukaryota; Metazoa; Chordata; Mammalia; Rodentia; Cricetidae
Gene: Gmppa
Product: GDP-mannose pyrophosphorylase A
Exons: 13
Coding region: 352-1614 (420 amino acids)
Biological process (GO): biosynthetic process
Cellular component (GO): cytoplasm
Molecular function (GO): transferase activity
Source: RefSeq, a predicted model, not a curated record